This is a messenger RNA of Pelmatolapia mariae (spotted tilapia), 1641 nucleotides long. Its product is annotated as high-affinity choline transporter 1-like. Gene Ontology annotation, biological process: transmembrane transport; choline transport; acetylcholine biosynthetic process. Gene Ontology annotation, molecular function: choline:sodium symporter activity. The coding region runs from base 1 to 1641 and encodes 546 amino acids. Gene Ontology annotation, cellular component: plasma membrane. The transcript has 8 exons. Lineage: Eukaryota; Metazoa; Chordata; Actinopteri; Cichliformes; Cichlidae. The record is from RefSeq and is a predicted model, not a curated record.
AUGGCUCUCCAUAUAUCUGGUCUAAUAAUGAUGAUCAUCUUUUAUUUGUUGGUGCUGGGGAUUGGGAUCUGGGCUUCUUUGAAAUCUAAGAAGAUGGAGAAAAAUUCAGCUGGUGGACAGAUGGAAGUUUCUUUUUUGGCUAAUCGGAGGGUCACCUUGGCAGUGGGCGUCUUCACUAUGACAGCUACUUGGAUUGGAGGUGCCUUUAUCAUUGGAGUUGCAGAGACUGUUUAUGACCCCACGAAGGGGCUAAUCUGGGCUCUCAUUCCUCUACAAAUGUCAGUUUCAUUCAUCAUCGGUGGUCUGUUCUUCGCAAAGCCGAUGCGGGAUAAAAAUUACAUCACCAUGAUGGAUCCCUUUCAGAGGAAGUAUGGGAAAACACUGACCGGGCUUCUCGCCAUCAUCCCUUUCAUAAGUGAAGUCAUGUGGGUUCCUGUCACACUGAUUUCCUUGGGGGUCACACUUUCCGUCUUUUCCGAUCUGCCCUUAAGUCUCUGCAUCUGGAUCUCUGCUGCGGUGGCCAUCGUCUACACAGUUCUUGGAGGUCUCUAUUCAGUUGCUUUUACUGAUGUCAUCCAGUUAUCACUGGUGUUUUGUAGCUUGUGGUUGUGUGCUCCCUUUGUUCUGGCGAGUGAUGUCUACACCGACCUCCGUCAAACAGCUUUCAACCACACGUUUCAGGCGCCCUGGCUCGGACGCCUUGAGCCUGAUGACGUGUGGAUAUGGAUCGAUAAUUUUUUCGCAAUGAGUGUUGGAAAUUUGGCGUUUCAGGACUUCCAUCAGAGGACACUCUCCUCCAGCUCCACGGCCACGGCCAGAAUGAUUUGUUUCAUAGCGGCAGGUGUGGUCAUUAUUCUGGGAAUUCCACCUGUGCUAAUCGGAGCUGUUGCAGCAUCAACAGACUGGAACCUGACCUCUUAUGGCUCACCUUCACCCUAUGAGCGAGGAGAGGCUGCCAUGGCGUUGCCCAUUAUCCUUUUGCAUCUUACCCCCACCGCUGUUUUCGUUGUCGGCAUGGGAGCCAUCGCCGGGGCUGCCAUGUCAUCCACUGACUCAUGCCUGCUGGCGGCAACCUCCAUCUUCACCACCAACAUCUACACCCUCGUUAGACAUCAGGUAUCAGAGAGAGAGCUGCAGUGGGUGAUCCGCCUCUCCAUAGUGGUCGUAGGGACUGUAGGAACCUCACUCACCUACCUGGACAGCAGAACGCUGGCUUUCUGGAUCCUCAGCUCAGACUUGACCUACACCGUCAUGCUCCCCCAGCUGAUCUGCAUCCUCUUCGUUGGAUCUUCCAAUGCCUACGGAGCCAUGGCAGGUUACGUUGUUGCCUUUGUGAUGAGAGUGCUGUGUGGCGAGCCGGUGUUCAACCUUCCCGCCAUCCUGCGUUUCCCUGGCUGCUCUCUGGAGGAUGGUGUUUAUGUGCAGCGCUGGCCUUUCAAGACCACUUGCAUGCUGUCCUCUCUGGUCACCAUCCUGGUAUUUUCUUAUGCGACGUCGCUCUUGUUCAACAAGGGGAUCCUCCCAGAGAGGUGGGACCUGUUCAGGGUGAAGACUCAAGAAGAAACAGCACCAGCAGAUGGCACCAGACUAGGUGAAAAUGAUAAACAUGCAUCUGAACCGAUGUUGGACACAAGAUGCUAA